CCGGGCAAGGCUGAGAGAGAGAAGAAGUUUUGGCAUGGCCUGGGGGAGAUGGAGAGACCUCAGGUUGGAAGCGCCAGGGGACCGCCAGGCCAGCAUCUGCUCCCGAGCAUUGCCAUGUUCUGAAGCUGUUGAGAAGCCAACCAGCCCAGUGGUAUCGAGGGUGCUUGAAAGGACCUCCGUUGGCUUCACUGCAUUUUAGCACUUGCUGACUGGACUCUCGGCAACCCCUUUGAAGAGAAAUAGAGAAAUCCUAAGUUGCAGGAAGACGGCUAUUGGGGGAAGGGGGGGAAAGGGACAUUUUCUGAUCAAUCUCCUUCUUGCAGAAGAUUUUUCUUUCCAGUACAAGAGAGAGGACAAGUUUUGCAUGAAAAAGUUCCCCAAAUCCUUCCUGAUCAUCAGAGCUCAACCUGAAGGCACUAGACAUGGAGAAGGAGGUUGGGAAAUCCAUGGAUACUCAGAUGGAUAAAUACAUAGUGACUAUAAUGGGGAAGUCAGAAAGCCAAAUGGAUAUUGUCGAAAAAUCAAACAAAACUGGGCAGAAGUCCUGGAGCUUGGUAGCUGUCUGUCUGUCUGUGCUGCUAGUCCUCAUGACCUGUGCUCUGGUGACCCUUGUGGUACUGUAUUCAAAGAGCAAAGACACGCAGUACGGUGGCAACCUAGAGAACAUAUGCACCACUCACGGUUGUGUGACUGCAGCGGCUCGGAUCAUUCAGAACAUGGACCCAAAGGCUGAGCCCUGCCAGAACUUCUAUCAGUAUGCCUGUGGUGGAUGGCUGAAUAGGCAUGUCAUCCCAGAAACGAGUUCUAGAUACAGCAUCUUCGACACCCUAAGAGAUGAGCUUGAGAUUAUUCUCAAAGGUGUGCUGGAGACGCCCAAUAGCAAAGAUCGAGAAGCCUUCCAGAAGGCAAAAUUACUUUACAGAUCUUGUAUGAAUGAAAGUUUCAUAGAGCAAAGUGAUUCCUUACCAUUGCUGGAGGUUUUAGACAUGAUCGGAGGCUGGCCGGUGGCUUCUGCAGACUGGAAUAUUACCGACGAGCCAAAGUGGAGCAUGGAAGAACAGCUUGCCCUGCUGAAUUCUCGAUUUAAUACCCGGAUCCUAAUUGACCUAUUUGUAUGGCAUGAUGACCGGGAUUCCAGCCGGAAUAUAAUUUAUAUUGACCAACCUGGGUUGGGAAUGCCCUCCAGAGAUUACUAUUUCAACAAUGGCAGCUACAAAAAAGUGAGAGAAGCAUAUUUCCAGUUUAUGGUCACCAUUGCCAAGAUGAUUAGGAAAGACAUGAACUUGUCCAGAGAUGACAGCUUUGUUCUGGAAGAAAUGAGGAAGGUGAUGGAGUUUGAAACAGAUAUUGCAAACGCUACAACUCCGGUAGAGGAAAGACAUGAUUCCACGUCCCUCUACAAUAAAAUGACGAUUGCUGAGCUCCAGGAAAGAUUUGAUUUGAGCGACUUCAACUGGACCUUCUUCAUCCGAAACAUCAUGUCUUCAGUAAAUAUCAAGAUCAGUCCCAGUGAGGAGGUGGUUGUACACGGAAUACCAUACCUCCGGCAGUUGAAAGCCGUCAUCGCCAACUAUUCAGCCAGCACUCUCCAGAACUACCUGGUUUGGCGCAUGGUGCUUGACAGAGUUAGUGGCUUGAGCCGGCGUUUCAAAGAAGCCCGGGCCAGUUACAGGAAGGCUCUUUAUGGUACAAUGGUGGAGGAGGCUCGGUGGCGGGAGUGUGUGAGCUACGUCAACACAAACAUGGAGAACGCGGUAGGCGCACUAUAUGUGCGGGAGACUUUUGCCGGCAAGAGUAAAAGGAUGGUCGGAGACCUCAUUGAAAAAAUCCGUGAAGUGUUUAUUGAAACUCUGGAUGAAUUGCAGUGGAUGGAUGAAGUAUCUAAAGGAAAAGCUCGGGAGAAGGCGAUUGCAAUCAAAGAGCAGAUCGGCUACCCAGAUUACAUUCUGGAAGAGGAGAACGAGAAACUGGAUCGGGAAUAUGCAAAUCUUAACUUCAGUGAGCAUGAAUACUUCAAAAACAUCCUGCAGAACCUCCGAGCGCAGGCACAGAAAAGCCUGAGGAAGCUGCGGGAAAGGGUCAACCAAGAUACAUGGCUCAUUGGUGCUGCUGUGGUCAAUGCCUUUUACACUCCUAACCGAAACCAAAUCGUAUUCCCAGCCGGUAUCUUGCAACCCCCUUUUUUCAGCAAGCAUCAACCUCAGGCGCUGAACUUUGGCGGGAUUGGGAUGGUCAUUGGGCAUGAAAUCACACAUGGGUUCGAUGACAAUGGUAGAAAUUUCGACAAAGAUGGCAAUAUGUUUGACUGGUGGAGCAACGUCUCGGCCCUGCAUUUCAAGGAACAGUCGCGCUGCAUGGUCUACCAGUAUGGGAACUACACUUGGGACCUGGCAGGUGGACAAAACGUCAGUGGAAUCAACACACUGGGGGAAAACAUUGCUGAUAAUGGUGGCAUCCGUCAGGCAUACAAGGCUUAUUUAAAAUGGGUUGAAAAAGAAGGAAAGGAACCGAGAUUACCUGGGCUGGAUCUAACCCAUAAACAGCUUUUCUUCCUCAACUUCGCACAGGUAUGGUGCGGUUCCUACAGGCCAGAGUAUGCCAGCCAGUCUAUUAAGACCGAUUCCCACAGCCCUCUGGAAUACAGGGUGAUCGGUUCUUUGCAAAACUUUGAAGCCUUUUCUGAAGUAUUCCAUUGCCAGAAGGGCACCCUGAUGCACCCCAUACAGAGAUGCAGGAUUUGGUAGCAGAAGGAGAGAGAGACUGAGACGCUUAAACUUUGUUGCGGGAACUCUGCAGUCCGAAACACCCAACUCGUCCUGAUUUUUGCCAACGACGUGCCUGGUGGUUUACGAAUCCUCCCCUUGCGCUCCCUGUUCAGCCACGGCUAUCGUUCAUGGUGCAGCUACCACAGCAAUGACUGUUCACACUGUCGUGAUUUGAGUGGGUAUCAACUGGACUGGGGGGGGCCCUCAAUACCUCUUUGUGUCAAUGAAAGCUACAGAAAGCUUCAGGGAAAGGAAAGGAAAAACAACGAGGAGACUGUUCUAAAGACAUCGACUGUUAUUCAGCUACAUCAGGGUUUUUAAAAAGAGAAGUAUUUAAAAGUUCUAUUUUUCAUCCUUAGUCGAUAUGCUGUAUGCUUUUGGGCUUGUUCGGGCAAAGCUUUUUCAAG
This is a messenger RNA of Pogona vitticeps (central bearded dragon), 3172 nucleotides long. RefSeq names its product membrane metalloendopeptidase like 1 (gene MMEL1). Lineage: Eukaryota; Metazoa; Chordata; Lepidosauria; Squamata; Agamidae. Gene Ontology annotation, cellular component: plasma membrane. Gene Ontology annotation, biological process: protein processing. Gene Ontology annotation, molecular function: metalloendopeptidase activity. The record is from RefSeq and is a predicted model, not a curated record.